Candidozyma duobushaemuli is the source of this 2115-nucleotide messenger RNA. Its product is annotated as acid sphingomyelinase family protein. The record is from RefSeq and is a predicted model, not a curated record. Lineage: Eukaryota; Fungi; Ascomycota; Pichiomycetes; Serinales; Metschnikowiaceae. Bases 1 to 2115 code for a protein of 704 amino acids. Gene Ontology annotation, molecular function: hydrolase activity. The transcript has a single exon.
AUGUAUUUUAGACACUUAAUUAUACAUGCCCUUCUCGCGACUGUUCUGAUUGCUGCCUACGUGGGGACUUUCAAGCCUGGUAGUAGUCACUUUGAAAAACAUAAGAGAGACUCUUCCAUCGAUGGGAUCUACGAGGAAUUGGAUUUGAGAGACAAAAUAUUUGUCGACUCUCAUUUAAAGAAAUUGGUUGACUUCGAAGGCAAUAGAUGCGAGGCCUGCCACAAUAAGAUCAAGUAUGCUCAAAACCUAUUAAAGGACUUUCCAGAGCAAGACCAUUUGAUCUCGCUUACCCUAUACAAAUACUGCUUGGAGGAAAAUAAAGGGAAGGAUUCCAAAUGUGAGUCCACUGACUUCUUUUUGUUCACCUCCCAAAAGAAUUCGUUGAGAGAGUCUUCUUUUGAAUCGUCUCAUUUACAGGGCGCUUCUUCAAUCAAUUUUUUCUACAAUGAUUUCACUGAGAUGGUGAGACACUUCAAUGUGUCGUCCAAUCUUUCACUCAACUACUACUGUCAUUACAAAGGCAAGUACUGUGAAGCCCCAGAAACUCCAGAUUUAACAAGUAUUAUCAAUUUGGAAGCGUUGUGGCCGCCUAAAAAGCCUGAGCAUCAGAGAGAGCCAAACUAUAACUCGAACUUAGAUAAGUUCAAUGUUCUUCAUCUUUCUGACUUUCACAACCAAUUGAGAUUUGAAGUUGGUUCAGAAGCGAAUUGCUCGCAAGGCCUUUGUUGCUUACUGGAGUCUUUCAAUGAGGACAAGGUAUCAGGGGGUUACAAUUUUACCAAUGUAUUGGUUGAUGCGGGCGCCAAUCUUCAAAAUGCAAAACUAUCCUUCUAUCCAGAUGCAAAAUUCGAUGUCAAUGAUACUUACCUUGAAGGGCCAUACUAUGAUGUUCCGAGCUACAGAGGAUGGAGCUGGGCCUGGGAGCCCGCAUUUACUUUUGGAAACUACCAGUGUGACCCCCCUGAAGUCAUGUUAAAUCAUAGUUUGAAGCACAUCUCAUCCACUUUCGGUGACAAUAACUACGAGUUCUCUCUUUUCACUGGAGACAUUGUUGAUCAUGAUGUUGCUCACUGUGACGCAAACACUACGAGAUUGGCAGAAACUCGCUCGUAUCGUAUCAUGAAGCACUUUUUGCACGAUGUUGCGGUGUAUCCAACCUUAGGAAAUCACGACACUUUCCCCUACGGUCAAUUGGCUCCGCACAGCAUCAGUGAAGAUGAAUCUGUAAAUUGGAAUGAUGAGUUGGUAAGUGAGCUCUGGUAUUCGAACGGAUGGGUCAACAAAACCAUCGCUUCCUUUGCUCGUCAGCAUUAUUCAGCAUUUGCAACCACCACCAACAGAGGCCUCAAAAUUAUAUCAUUGAACUCGAACUGCUAUUACAAAAAGAACUUAUACGCUUUUAUCAAUAUGGAAACUGAGCCUGACCUCUUUGGUCAGUGGGACUUUCUUAUCAAUGAGUUGAUCGAAAGCGAGAAGAUUGGUCAACGGGUGUGGAUUCUUGCUCAUAUUCCAGCUGGAGAUCCUGAUGCAUUACCCAUUCAAUCCGAGAUCUUCGCUUCCAUUGUUGAGCGCUUCUCACCAUUCACUAUCGCUAGCAUUUUCUAUGGACACACCCACAGAGACCAGUUCAAAGUUCUCUAUAAAGAUCAAAAUCCUAUCAAUAUGGCAUGGAUUUCACAGGCAAUUACACCUUUGGGCCCGGCAAAUCCAUCGUGGAGAUUCUACGAGGUACAAGAUGAGCUGUUCAAUAUCCUCAACUCUUUUAAUUAUUAUUCGCAGUUGAACGCUACCUGGGCUAAUGGAGGUGCAGAGCCAGCAUGGCAAUACGAAUAUAACGCUAGAGAAGCUUAUGAUCCCAGCCGCCAGUGGCCGGAUGACGCUCCAUUGAAUGCGACAUUUUGGGACAAGUUUGUACUUCUGCACUUGAGAAAUGUUCUGGAUAUUGAUUUCAAUCAGAAGUAUACCAACUUGAUGUUCCGUGAAAACCCAUACAUUACAGAGUGUAAAAACGGGUCGAAGGUCUCGAGCAAGUGUUACGAAAAUAACUACUGUGAUGCCAUAGCCUUCAAGGUCGAUGACUACGAUAGAUGUGUUCAAGGAUUUGAGGGCUUUUGA